UCAUCACAGAGCGACUCUUCUCAGCGCUGCUUGUUUCUACGCAGUUUCUACGCUGUGGGGAUUUAAUGGAAAUUUCCACUACUUUUGAACGAUCAAAAACACUUAUUUCAAUUAAUUUAGUCCUAUAUAUCGCCUUCUAAAUAGGACCCGGAUACUCCGAGGUGGAUAUAAAAUCAGAUUGGUGUAUUCUAAGAGCGUAAUCUGCGUUAGCACAGCCACACUUCUGAGUGCAACUCUGCUCUUCUUCAGUGACUCAUAACAGAGGUGUUAUUAUCGUCGGAAACAUUCGCUAAACUGUCUGUGAUGGAGUAUCACAGUGUGGGGCCCGGAGGUGUGAUGGUCUCGGGGAGUAAUGUACCUGCGUUUCUGACUAAACUCUGGACGCUGGUGGAGGAUCCGGACACGGACCCAUUAAUCUGCUGGAGUCCAAACGGUAACAGCUUCCACGUGUUCGACCAGGGCAGGUUUUCCAAAGAGGUUCUGCCGAAAUAUUUUAAACACAAUAACAUGGCCAGUUUUGUUCGCCAGCUCAAUAUGUAUGGAUUUCGGAAAGUUGUCCACAUUGAGCAGGGUGGGCUGGUAAAACCAGAGAAAGAUGACACUGAAUUCCAGCAUCCAUAUUUCAUUCGCGGACAGGAGCAUCUGCUGGAGAACAUCAAGAGGAAAGUCACAACGGUGUCGAAUAUUAAGCACGAGGACUUCAAGUUGAACACAGACGAAAUGUCUAAAAUGAUCACAGAUGUCCAGCUCAUGAAGGGCAAGCAGGAGUCGAUGGACUCCAAAAUCAGCACCCUCAAACAUGAGAAUGAAGCGCUCUGGAGGGAAGUUGCCACUUUGAGACAGAAACAUGCUCAACAGCAGAAAGUCGUCAAUAAGCUCAUUCAGUUCUUGAUCACACUGGCACGGUCCAACAGAGUCCUGGGAGUGAAACGAAAGAUGCCCUUGAUGUUAAAUGAUGGCAGCUCCACGCACUCCAUGCCCAAAUACUCUCGGCAGUACUCGCUCGAGUCUUCUCCCACUAUCUCUCCCUCCCCUACAGCUUUCUCUGGAACGGGUGUCUUCACCUCAGAAUCGCCUGUCAAGACGGGGCCAAUCAUCUCUGAUAUCACCGAACUGGCGCAGUCCAACCCUGUGGCCACAGAGGAGUGGGUCGAAGACAGAACAAGCCCAUUGGUCCACAUCAAGGAAGAGCCGUCUAGCCCCGCCCACAGUCCUGAGGUGGAGGAGGUGUGUCCUGUGGAAGUAGAAGUGGGGGCGGUAUCAGGUGUACCUGUGGACACGCCCCUCUCCCCCACAACCUUCAUCAACUCCAUCCUCCAGGAGAGCGAUCCCAUCACCGCCCCGACCCCGCCUCCCAGCGAACAGAGGUGUCUGAGCGUGGCCUGCUUGGACAAUUAUCCUCAGAUGUCUGAGAUCUCUCGCCUUUUCUCCGGCUUCUCCACCUCGUCUCUACACCUCAGGCCUCAUCCCGGGACCGAACUAAGUGAUCAUCUGGAGACCAUAGACUCUGGAUUAGAAAACCUUCAGCAGAUCCUCAACGCUCAGUCCAUUAACUUCGACACCUCGUCUUUCUUUGAUAUUUUCACAUCAUCUGCAGCUGAUGUGGAUCUGGACAGCCUGGCUAGUAUCCAGGACCUUCUGUCGCCUGAACCCAUGAAAGAAACUGAAUCCGGUGCGGACAGUGGAGAUUCAGGCAAGCAGCUUGUCCAGUACACGUCCCAGCCUGUGAUUCUCCCUGACCCCGUCAGCACCGAGACCAGUGGCCCCGACCUGCCCAUCCUCCUGGAGCUUGAGGGAGACUCGUAUUUCGGGUCAGAACCAGCUGAAGACCCGACCAUCUCUCUUCUCAACUUCCAGUCCCCUGUCCCUGAAGACCCCAAACUAUCAUAGAGAGAGCAGCUUUUAUAAAGGGAUUUAUGUCAGCGUGGGUUUUUAAAAAAAAAAAAAAAAAAAGAUUCUCUGCAUUUUAUUUGAUUUUUGGUCAUUUAACAUGUCAGGGCUAGCCAUUAGAUUGGUACUCUGGUAUCUACCUUCACGUUUAGUCUGGGAAAAAUCAAUAUAAAAGCAGUAUAGAGAUUCCAGUAUUCCUUCAGAAACCUCCUUCAUGGAGUUGAAACAUCAAAAAUAGCUUUUAUUCAUUGGUUGGGUAGUUUCCAGCGGUGAGAAAUCCUCAAACUAAAUGUGUAGCUUUGUGUGCUUGCCUUUUAUUUAUCUGGAUUGGAUUUGCAUCUACGCUAAGCAAUUCUCUUGCAGUCUCACCACCGCAGAAUUGCAAAAACCUCAAGUUUUGCCUGUUAUAUGUGCAUAAUUUUGCUAUUCUGGUUGCCAUUAUUUGAUCUAAUUAUGUGGUGACCCCCAUAUUGUUAUAUUUGACACCUAGGUCAAUAUUUUCUUUGCAGUAUAUAUCGAAAUGCUGUUAAAGCAAAAAAAAUAAAUAAAUAUAAUGCUAAAUUAAAAUAACAUGCAAACCUUUUUAUAGCAAGGAAAUGAAGUCGGUUUAAUUGGACAAACAUGAAACGAGCAUCAAAAAAAAUCUAUGUUGCGUAAACUUGUCCAGCAUCGCACUAGCUGUCUUCAAAGCCAUAGCUUUUACUAAUUAUAUAAUGUCCGAUCUUUGUGAUGAUGGGUAUGUAUUCAGACAAAACCAGUUUAAGGUGCGCGUUCAGAGAUUUUAAUGAAAGUUUUUGUACUAAAAUCAAUCAUAUUUUUUUUGCUUUUGAAAGUUCUAAUAAACAGGACAGCCAGUGAUGCUGUAUAUAGGACAUAUGUUUGAGUAUAUAUAAAUAGCUUAGAGUCUGCGUUUGUUUUGAGGAAACAAAUUAAUUUCAGGCUUUGAAAACCCAUUCAAAAUGGGCGAGUUACACAAUAAGUGUAUUAUAGGUUGACGGGUGUAUCAGAUGAUUUGAUUUGAAGAAUUUGUGCAAUAAUCCAACACUUAACUAACUUUCACAGUAACACUUCCUUUUAAUCUCUUUUUCUUUUCUUUUUUUUCCUUUGUUUUUGUUUGCUCAGCAAAAGCAUCUAGAAAAUAUAAUGGGUGAAUCUUACGAACCUUUUGUGAGAUUCACUUGCAAAUUGGAUACCAAAAUAACAUUGAAAGUGUAUGGUUUUUUUUGUUUUGUGCGAUUUGUACACAUGCUAUUCUCUAUAGACUUCCAUCGCUUCCAUUGUUUAUUUUCGGAUGGUCAGCGUGGUAAAGGAACUGGGAGAGGAAUGUCACUAGUUCAUGAUUCUGAUCAUUUUUCAAUCACAUUUUAGUCAUUGGGUGACUGUCAUAGCCAGAGAGACAUUAAUAUUAGGGAUAAAUUAUUUUAUUACGCAUGUGAACAACACUUUGUGUAUUGAUAUGUUUCAAAUAAAAUGUUUUUGAAAGUA
This is a messenger RNA of Puntigrus tetrazona (Sumatra barb), 3375 nucleotides long. It is a transcript of the gene hsf1, whose product is annotated as heat shock transcription factor 1. Gene Ontology annotation, biological process: regulation of DNA-templated transcription. The coding region runs from base 304 to 1890 and encodes 528 amino acids. The transcript has 14 exons. NCBI's taxonomy places the organism in Eukaryota, Metazoa, Chordata, Actinopteri, Cypriniformes, Cyprinidae. The record is from RefSeq and is a predicted model, not a curated record. Gene Ontology annotation, molecular function: DNA-binding transcription factor activity; sequence-specific DNA binding.